CCCGUGUACCGGGGUUACGGACGUCCUGUGCAGGGAGCGGAGGCCGUUACCCCGUACCGGGGCCACGGGAGUCCCGGUGGUGCUGCGUGUCCCCCCCCGCACCGGUGGCAGGGAGCUCCCCCGCACCCGGGCUACGGCCGCCCCCUGCGCCACCGGGGGUGUUGUCCGGAGCAACGGGGGCCGCUGCGGCUGCCCCCGCCCCCGCAGCGCCCCGGCCGCUCGGUACUGACCGCCCCUUCCCGUUCCCGCAGGUCUCAGCCCGAUGCGGGCUCAGUGCACCGGGGUGGGAGGCAGCCCCCCGGCGGAGCCCGGCUGCCCGCCAUGCCCUGGAGCGUCCGGUGGGUGGGCGGUCGCGGCGCCCAGUCCCAGAAGCAGUGCAAGAAAUCCUCCUUCGCCUUCUACCAGGCGGUGAGGGACCUGCUGCCCGUCUGGUUCCUGGAGGACAUGAGGACCAUGGAGGUCUUCCACUGGGAGGACGGGGGCAAGGUGAGCGUGUACUCGCCCUCGGAGGCCCUGCUCUACGCCCUGGUCCACGACCACCAGCCCUACGCCCGCCACCUCCUGACUAAGUUCCCUCAGAGCGCCCUGGCCGUGCCCAGCCAGAGCUUCAGCUGCUGCCAGUCCUCGGCCCCGCACCUGGCCAUGGCCGUCCGCUACGACCGCGUCCGCAUCCUCUUCCGAAUCCUCAAGGCCAUCCAGGCCUUCCCGCCGGGAGACAGGGCCGGCCACCUGGACCGACGGGGCUGCAGCCGCGUGGAGGGCGGCAAGACGGCCUUGCACGUGGCCUGCGAACUGGUGAGGCCCGAGUGCCUGCUGCUGCUGCUGGGGCACGGCGCGUCGCCCUGCCUGCGGGACAGCGCCGGCAACACCCCCCUGGACACCUUGCUCCAGCAGAUGUCCCACACGCCGGCAACCAACGCGCGGGCCAAGCUCCUCUGCCUCGACUGCCUCUUCUUCUUCGUGCCUCAGGACCUCCAGUUCUCCAUGAAGCAGCAGCUGCUGGACAACCGGCAGCGGUGGCAGGACCUCCUGGGGGAGAACAGGUUCCAGUGCCUGGUGGGCUUAGCUCCCCCCUCGCUGUUCGUGGGGGCCAUGCGUGUCUUGAUCAGGACCAUUUCACCUGAGCAUUUCCCGGAGGCUCUGGACAAUCUGCCUCUGCCCCAUUUCCUAAAGCCUUUGGAUUUGAAACUGGAGAGCUAGAGGGGUGGCUGAGAGCCCCCCGCUCACCCCACAGGAACCAGACCGUUGUGCUAAAAAACCUCUCAGCAUACAAAGCUGCUAACGCAGCAGCCAAGUACCUGUUUUAAUUAGAACUGUAUUUUUUAAACGAAUUGUAUCUGGCACUUUACAAUAUAUUUUAUUUAAAGAUCCUUGCGGUGAGGUGAGGUACUCACCUCAUUUUAUAAAAACA
This is a messenger RNA of Calidris pugnax (ruff), 1411 nucleotides long. It is a transcript of the gene ANKRD9, whose product is annotated as ankyrin repeat domain 9. Bases 322 to 1200 code for a protein of 292 amino acids. Gene Ontology annotation, molecular function: protein binding. The transcript has a single exon. NCBI's taxonomy places the organism in Eukaryota, Metazoa, Chordata, Aves, Charadriiformes, Scolopacidae. The record is from RefSeq and is a predicted model, not a curated record.